CACCUUCGCUCACGCCGGUAACACCACUGCCACGGAGACAACGAGGGAACAUGCCGUCUUUCCAAACGUAAUGCUUUACGCAUCCCUCCAAUAUCGUCAAUAGACAUCAACUAAAAGGAGCAGGAAACUGCAGCGCAAGUUCGUUUGACGUACCCAGGUGCACACAACGCGACCCAAAAAUGAGCCCUUUGGAUUUGGUCAACAACACGGAUCCAGGCCAGGUGAGAUGGGACAACAACCUCUCCCGCUACGGAGAGUUCUUUUUGGGCAACGACAGCCAGGAUCUCAUCAGGCCCACCUUCAGCGACGACAUCACCAAGCUCCUGCUCGUCCAGGUGGCGCUGAUCGCGGCCUACUCGCUCAUCAUCGUCCUGGGCCUGGUGGGCAACACGCUGGUCAUCUACAUGAUCAUCCUCUACAAGAACAUGCGCACCGUCACCAACUACUUCAUCGCCAACCUGGCGCUGGCCGACCUGAUGGUGGACACCAUCUGCCUGCCGUUCACGCUGGCGUACACGCUGCUGGACGAGUGGAAGUUCGGCGCGGUGCUGUGCCACCUGGUGCCGUACGCGCAGGGCCUGAGCGUCCACGUGUCCAUCCUGACGCUGACCGUCAUCGCGCUGGAGCGCUACCGCUGCAUCGUCUUCCACCUGGAGCGGCGGCUGUCGCGGCGCACCAGCUUCGCCAUCAUCGGGCUGACGUGGGCGGCGUCGGCCGUGCUGGCCGGCCCGCUGGCCAUCUUCCGGGAGUACCGGCGCGUGGAGAUCCCCUCCAUCGGCCUGCGCAUGGCCGUGUGCUCGGAGAAGUGGCCCAACGGCACCAACCGCGACGCCGUCAUCUACUCGCUGGCCAUGCUGCUGGUGCAGUACGUCAUCCCGCUGGGCGUCAUCAGCUACGCCUACGUGUGCAUCUGGGCCAAGCUGCGCAACCACGUCAGCCCGUCCAGCCGCGGCGACAGCCUCCACCGCCGCCGGAAGACCACCAAGAUGUUGGUGCUGGUGGUGCUGGUGUUCGCCCUGUGCUGGCUGCCCUUCCACGUCUUCCAGCUGGCCAGCGACCUGGACCUGCUGCUGCGCUUCAAGGAGUACAAGCUGCUCUACACCAUCUUCCACAUCGUGGCCAUGUGCUCCACCUUCACCAACCCGGUGCUCUACGGGUGGAUGAACAAGAACUACCGCAACGGCUUCCUCAUGUUCUUCCGCUGCGAGCACAAGCCCGACACCAUCCACCCAGAGGGGUCCUUCAAGACCCGCUCGCAGAGGGGCCUGAUUGUGAACGGGCACCACGGAGGCCGCCACGGCGGCCACCGGCCAACUCCCGUGUGAAAACGGCUGAACUCGUCGUGAACUUCCAACGUGUGGAAGCACCUAUGGAGGGUGCCAAGUAGGGCUAUUUAUUUUUGAGCAAGUGCCAUAUGGUCUGUGAGUUUGCUGAAGGUACCCUCUUGGCAUCAAAGGCAUAUAAAGAAUGAAUGAGCAGCUGUGUGUGUUGGCAACAAGCUGUCUACAGCUAAUUGUCUAACUUGGAGGGGAAGCAUCUUCCUCGUUACACAACAAAUCGUUUAAUUUCCAUGCCAGUAGGUACUUGAGGGGAUAUGCUGUCAUUUUGUGUACAAGGUGUACAUUUUAGAGUUUGUCUGCCUCAAAGGAGGUGCAGUCUAACAGAAAAAAAUACACACUGGGGUUCAAUUCUGGUGUAUUGGCAGAAUAUGAAUUUUUGUGUUGCCUAUAUUCUAGUUCCAAGUUCAAUUAUGGGACGGAAGACAACACCUAUUUGGAUUUCUAAUCAUUCUAACCAUAAUGUAAUAAAAUCAUCAUUAAAUGGUACAACGUUCUGCCAAAUCCAAUAAACUGCCGCUAAAAAAUCAUUCUAUAAUAUCAAGAUAUUGCACGUGCAUUCAUUUAUAUACAGUAUGGUACAUUUAAUGCAUUGAUGGCAGACGUGCAAACACAAGAGAAAUGCACAGAUAUCUAUAUAAAUAUGAAUAUAUCUAUAAAUAUGUUGUAUUUUAACGUUACAGUUGUGUGUGUUCUUCAGUCAGGGAGCUGAAUAAUGCCUCAUGUGUGGCUCUGUUCAGCAUAUCAAAUGUGAUGAGACUGCUGUGGUGGCAGUGACAGGAUCUGACAAAUUGACUAUAUCUUCUUAUGAAUGUCAUCAAAUCGCUCUCUGAUCUCUCUGUGUGUGUGCGCGCGCGCACGUGUGUGUGUGUGUGUGUGUGUGUGUGUGUGUGUGUGCGUGCGUGCGUGUCAUCUGCUGGAGGAAACAACAUGUGCCUCUGUGUUAUAUAUCUCUUUAUUGUGAAGCAUUCCUCCAUGUGCCCUCCCAGCUGUCUGUGUGA
Molecule: messenger RNA, 2338 nt
Organism: Sardina pilchardus (European sardine)
Lineage: Eukaryota; Metazoa; Chordata; Actinopteri; Clupeiformes; Clupeidae
Gene: npy7r
Product: neuropeptide Y receptor Y7
Exons: 2
Coding region: 180-1325 (381 amino acids)
Biological process (GO): G protein-coupled receptor signaling pathway
Cellular component (GO): neuron projection; plasma membrane
Molecular function (GO): neuropeptide binding; neuropeptide Y receptor activity
Source: RefSeq, a predicted model, not a curated record